GCACAUUUGAAAGCGUAUUUGACGGCAUUUCCAUCCAAUUCAAUUCCGUCAUGCAAGCCGUGGAGUCAGCGUGCUUGGCGUUUGCUGCAGGUCGGACGACUGCGGAACGCCAAGCCGCUGAGUGCAUUCUGCACCAGUUCAAGCAAAGUCCACAAGCCUAUGCUGACUCGAUCCACCUCCUCACCCACAGCACUGUUCCUAUGGCGCAGUUUCAUGCCGUGACUACGCUCUGCGAGCUGUCGCUGCUCGAACGCGUGGCGACCUCUCAACGCAGAGAAACCAUUGGUUUCCUUCUACAUCAUGCAACAUCCUCAUAUGCGCACAUGCCGUCCUUUGUUUCGUCAGCUCUUUUGUCCACGAUUGCUGUUCUUAUGAAGCGGAAUUGGCUCCAGGAAACCCCAGGUGACCGUGCAGCCAUGGUCUCCCACAUUACUCAGCUCGCAUCGUCGCCCGGCGCAUCCAGCAGCGUACUUGGAAUCAAGCUCUUGCUCGCAUUCGUCACGGAAAUGAGAGGCUCGUCGGAGAAGAAGACCCGUGCCAUGCUCCAACCCAUGGCAUUCCACACGUCAUGCCGCACGACUCUGGAGAAAGACGGUCUUGUUCAAAUCCUAGCUCUAGCUGUGCAUCUCAUUACGAACCAGCCGUCCAGCCAAGCCCUGGAGCAUGUGUAUCUCUUGAUGGUUGAGCUCCUACAGUGGUUUGAAACUACCGACUCAACUUCAAUUCUCCUCGCAGUGGAUGCGCGAUGGAGGCCGUACCUGGUGCAGGCCAGUUUUAUCCAGGCGGUGUUCGAGACAUAUACGACCCACCGCAGCCACAACCUGGGAAGCCACACUAUCCGCCAGGUGCUCAUCUUGCUAGCCACCGUCACAGGCCCAAUCUUUGAGACGCCAAGCGACCAGAUCGCGUACAUUACGUGGAUAUUCCAUGGCGCUCUCUUCAUCUUCCACCACCCCCUUCCAUCCAAUGUCGAACUGGAGGUGGUCGACAUGUGCCAGCUCACGUACCGCCUCGUGUCGAACUGGGGCAGUUUGAACGAUCCGGCGAUGGCAGAGCCGUUGGUAUCCGAGGUGGCGAAGCUCAGUUGUCUGCUGCUUCAGUCGGCUCUCCAGGACACAACCGACGAUGUCGACGACGCGGCGCUGUGGCAGAUGGAAGGCCUUGAUGUCCUCAUGGAUGCUUGGAGCAUCCUGACAGCAAAUGCAUCAAAAGUGUCGGCCGUAUCGGCGGGCCUGCAGGCGGCAAGUGCCCAAGUCGUUCAACUGUACCUCCAAGUCCGAUUGCGCCUUGUGUGCCGCAGUGACGAGAACGACGUCGACGAAGACGACGAAAUUGAAGAAAACGUUGCCAAGACUCUCGAAGAACAACUCGGGCUCGUGGCGGCGCUGGCGCGGCUGAAUGCUCCCCACAACUUGUCUUUGUGUCUCCAUCUCUUGCAAGAGACGUCCCAUCAACGCAUGAGCCAUCCGACCAAGUCCCUUGACGAUGUAAGCUAUCGGCAUGUGCUGGACAAGCUGCACUUUCUCGUCCUGUUCACGGGCAUCGUCCUGGCGGACGACUACCGCGGUGAAAAGCCGAGCAUUCCAGCAGCCAUGGAAGGCGCGGUGCUGCCCCUCGUGGAGCAGGUCAUACACGUAGUGCUGAGGCUUCUCGGAGACGAAGUCAAAGCCGUCGAGGCGGCGCCUCAUCUCCAAAGUCCGUACUUUUCGGAGCAACUCGUGAGCACCACCACGAGGCUACACGUGACGUACUUUGAGCGGUUUCCGUCCAAGGCCGACAUGGUUGAGCUCUUUUGCAAAUGUGCGUCGACUUAUUUGGCUCGAUGGUAUACCCAGCCGCACAUCAUCCAGAACGUCGUGGAUCUCGUCUUGGCUUUUCCGAAGACUGCAGCGAUAUCUCUGUGCAUGCAGUCGCCAUCGUUCCAAUGGCUCCUACACUCGGUGUUGUCUCUCCAAGGGGCGUUGAGCCACGUGCCAAGUCAGAGCCGGGGACUUGUGUGCGAAGCCGUUGUUCGCAUUGUCGUCGUGGAGUCGCCCGAGAAGCUGACGCCAUUCGUGACCGAGUGGCACCAGGCCUUGGUCUCCCUCAUUCAAUCUGGCGCAUCCAACGAUGUGCGCGUCCACCAGCAAGUCGAAAUCGUUCUUGAGCUGUAUGCGGGUCUUGCACGGUCUUCUGAGAGCCGAUCUUUUCUUGUCCUGGAACCCCUCGCCCUGCCCUGGUUUCCUCUGCUACUGAAUGUGCUCGAGACUUUCCACUCGGUUGCGUCCAUCGUGCCGCUCGUCCUCAAAUGCGCAUGCGAUUUCGUCGAAGCCAACCUGGCCUACCUCACCCUGACCAAAGCGAUCGUGUUGUACAACCACUGCGACCGCCUCAUCGGGACAUUUUGCGCGUCGCACUCGUCCCAAACCCAGCGUGCGACCACGGAAGAAGAGCAGUUCGAAGACAUUUUGAUGUUGCUGACCCUACUGUCGCACCUCGUCGCCAAAGACGUGAUUGACUUUGCCGACGACUCGGCCAACUCGGUAAUUUGCUGUGCCCCAUUUCUCUCUCUACCCUGCAAUAACCACGACUAGGCUGGUGUCGUUGCUGACGUUGUGUUUUCUGGGCUGAACCAAGUGAUUCCCCUCAUGACGCACGACCUGCUCCAGUACCCUAAGCUAAGCGUGCAGUAUUUCACGCUCGUGUCGUACCUGGUCGACGUCUACCCCGACAAAGUCGUACGACUAAACCCGACGCUACUGAACAAGCUCCUGCAAUCACUCGUCGUCGGGAUGCAGCACAACAACACCGACAUCGUUCGCUACAGCUUUCAAUCCGUCGGUGAGCUGGCGGCGUGUCAAUUGCGCCACGAGCCGUCGGCGCCUGGACUUCUCGGCCAAUUCAUUCCAAUUGUGCUCCAAAUGCUCGUGUUCGAGUCGACUUCGGCCGUCGUGGUGGACGGCGCCGCCAUUGCGCUCUACUACUUGUUGCUCGUUGAGCGCACCAAUGUAUUUGCCAUCGCCCAAGCAUUUUGCACGGGGAUGGACACGGCCUUACACGACACAAUGAUGCAGGCGCUGAGCCAGUUGACGCAAAGCCUGCCCCCAAGCCACUCGACGUCAGUUGUAGAUGCCAGAAAGCAUCGAGCACAGUUCAAGACUCACCUGUAUGCUUUCGUGGCGCAUGUGCGAGGUUAUGCUCAAAUAAAGUAGUGCCUCUCAAAAAAACAAUCAGAGGGGGACUCCUGCGCUGUUCAAACGCUGCGCUUUUCACACAAGCUACACUUCAAAGCUAACUACAAGUAACUGUAAAGCUAACUUAAAAUACUUACAAGUUUCGCA
Aphanomyces invadans is the source of this 3320-nucleotide messenger RNA. RefSeq lists its product as hypothetical. The record is from RefSeq and is a predicted model, not a curated record. Bases 51 to 2573 code for a protein of 840 amino acids. Gene Ontology annotation, molecular function: nuclear export signal receptor activity. Gene Ontology annotation, biological process: protein export from nucleus. NCBI's taxonomy places the organism in Eukaryota, Oomycota, Saprolegniomycetes, Saprolegniales, Verrucalvaceae. Gene Ontology annotation, cellular component: nuclear pore; cytoplasm. The transcript is spliced from 6 exons.